AUGUCAGCGACCAUAACUGGCAUAACAGAGGCCGCCCUGCGUCCAAAUAUCGAUGCGGAUGUUCAGCAAAAGCCGCACCAACAUGAACUAGCAGGAUCAUCGAGAUCUUAUCCUCCGGUGUCUCUUGACGGGCGUAAUUCGACUCAUCCAGAUACUCACCGAGCCCGAUCCAAAACCGACUCGUUGAUGAAUGGCCCGACCACAACACAAGAACAAGACAUGGAUGUUAAUAAAGCAAAGAAUGGAGUCGAAGCUAUCACACCUGAUAUGCGUCGCCGCGAAAAGGUUGUCAUUGCCCCAAUGUGCUUUGCUCUCUUCCUCGCAGGAUGGAAUGAUGGGACAAUAGGUCCAUUACUCCCAUGUAUUCAAAGUGUCUACGACGUCAAUUUUGCCGUCGUAUCAAUCAUCUUCAUCUCGAACUGGAUUAUCUCAGGCGCAGUCGCCAACGUGUUCUGGACGGAACGAUACUCCUUUGGCACACUCAUCAUCGGCGCUUCUACUUGCCAAGUUGUCGCAUACAGCAUUCAAUCGGCGGCACCACCCUUUCCACUACUCUGUAUCGCCUAUGCUCUCAACGGUUACGGUAUCUCUAUCCAAGACGCGCAGGCAAAUGGACUCGUAGCCAGCGUACAUGAGCAUGCAAGUGAGAAUAUGGGACUACUUCAUGAGAUCUACCGCGUCGGGGCGUUUGCGGCUCCGCUUGUCGCAACGCAAUUCGCUCAAUUGAGGAGAUGGUCAUUUCAUUACCUCGUCUCGCUGGGAAUUGCAGUCUCCAAUACAAUGAUUUUGGCUCUGACCGUCAAGAAUAAGAGUCUUGGCAACAUUCUACGAGCUAUUGGCUCACCACCUGUUGAGACGUACGUGAUAGAGGAGCUCUCGAACAUUCAAAUGAACUCGCUUGAGAGCACCGAAGCUGCGCGGCCUCUGAGGGACAUCAAGCAACAGAGCUCGAUGAGCCAAAAUCUCAAGAACUUGGCAGUACAGCUUAUGGCCGUCUUUAUCCUUGUUUAUGUUGGAGUUGGGGUAACCAUCGGGGGGUGGAUCGUCACAUACUUGAUUGAUGUCCGAGGGGGUGGACCAUCCUCAGGGUAUGUUUCAUCUGGGUUCUUCGGAGGUCUUACCUUGGGCCGUGUCGCCCUACUCCGGUUGAACAAACUUGUCGGCGAGAGAAGAGUGGUCUUCAUCUACGCGGCAUUGGCUAUUGGGCACGCCCGUUUCUCUGCUUGA
Serendipita indica DSM 11827 is the source of this 1227-nucleotide messenger RNA. Lineage: Eukaryota; Fungi; Basidiomycota; Agaricomycetes; Sebacinales; Serendipitaceae. The record is from the annotation of a GenBank genome assembly.